AAUUGUUACUACUUUGCUUGCAGAUGUACAGCAGUGGUAACCCAACAAAUAUUGCAAACCCUAUUAGAUAUGCAAGUGUUCAGAUCGAUAUUAAAACAGAGGCUGGAAGAUUGACCUUGUACCAGACAACCCUUUGUGAGAUACUCUCAUGGGGCAAGCUAGAUGUUGAUAUUGAUCUGGAUCCUCUAGGUUAUCUGGAUUCAUACGAUGAGAAUGACAUCCAGUUGAUAUGCUGCCAAGAUGAUGCAAGCACCUUGUGGCUUGUUCCACCGGUGGUUCAGGCCAAAUUUGUUCAAUCUCUCCCCUUGAACAUGGAUAUUAUAUUUACCUGGGUAUUUAUAAGGGAUAGACCGAAAGGCAAGGAAUCCGUGAAGUUUGAGCCACCUAUUUUGAAACAGGAUCUUCCAAAACCAUCAGAGGUCGAGGAAGUACUCAAUGGUACCACUGACAGUUUUAGGAUAUCUAAUGUUUAUCCAAGAUAUUUUCGGGUGACUGGUUCUGGCGACAUACGGCGUUUAGAACAACUUGAGGACUCGGUUAGUGGGGACCUUUUUAUGAAUCGUGGGAAUCCAGAAUGGUGGUCUUUCCAUGCUAUCAAUGCAUCAGAGUCGGAUGGAUGUGGAGGACUGAGAGGACCCUCGGCGGUCAUUGUUUCUGAGGAAACACCGCAAGGUAUUCUUGGCGAUACUCUUAGCAAGUUUAGUAUAUGGGGCCUCUACAUUACCUUUGUGCUAGCAGUUGGUCGAUUCAUCAGAAUUCAAUGCUCUGACCUGCGGAUGAGAAUACCUUACGAGAACCUCCCUUCCUGUGAGAGGUUGCUAGCAAUUUGUGAGGAUAUCUAUGCUGCAAGAGCAGAGGGCGAACUUGAAGUCGAAGAGGUCCUUUACUGGACCCUUGUGAAGAUUUACAGGUCACCACAUAUGCUUCUUGAAUACACCAAGCCUGACUAGAUUCUGAAUACAAUGUGAUCUCUGGCUACCAGCAACUUAGUGGGAUCUGAUGCUGACAGUAGUUUUGACCAACACCCAGCAAUAGAAUGAGAACAUGCAGGCAAGCCCAUAAGGAGCCUGUCAUUCAUUGGGAGUUUCCUGGAAUUGUUUUCGUGUUUGUGAUCAUCAGUUUGUUAGACCCAAGGACUCUUGAUUAAAGAUUAUUGAUGGAUUAAUGCAGUUGUCUCAUAGAGGAGAUGGUCAAGCAAGGUUCAACAUGUAUAAUUAACAAAUGGGCCUUUCGUGUUUAGGUUAGAUUUCCUGUUAAGCUUAUUGCCAUGUAAUUUAUUUUUUUUUAUCUUGAAGCAUUAGAGAAGGCUGUGGAAGUGUGGAUGAUUGCAGGCUUCAUUUGGGGGAUGUCCUGGCCUGCUCUGCAAAUUUCUUUAAAGUUAAGAAUGAAAAUGAUUUGUUCCAUAAA
Telopea speciosissima is the source of this 1407-nucleotide messenger RNA. RefSeq names its product piezo-type mechanosensitive ion channel homolog. The record is from RefSeq and is a predicted model, not a curated record. NCBI's taxonomy places the organism in Eukaryota, Viridiplantae, Streptophyta, Magnoliopsida, Proteales, Proteaceae. The coding region runs from base 24 to 950 and encodes 308 amino acids. The transcript has 4 exons.